GGAAUCUUUUAUGUCACGUGACCUAAGAUGGUCGAAUUUCUCUAAAACGAGCACGUGGGAAUUUAAGUAGAAAGUACUCAGAGGUAUGUAAAUAAAUAAACAAAUAAUAUUAAUAUUAAUAAAUUGCUAAUCUUUUCUAUCCAAAGAACAACUUUACAUAUCCCUUCCUGUCUUCAUCAGAGUUUAUUUUGCUGAGCGAUAAUACCUUAACUGUUCCAUUUCAAAGUUAUGGGGAAAUCAAAGACUAAGAAACAUUCGAAAGAUGACUCGCUUAAGGUGUUUAAGUCCAAAUUCAAGAAAUAGUUUUAAAAUUUAUUUAUUUCAGGAAACUAUGAAAGCAGUCACUUCUUUUGAAAAAAGAAGAAGUAAAAAAUUCCGAGAUAGUUCGUCCGAUUCUGACGAGAGAAAUGAAAUCUUAACUCAAUCGAGUCAAAAGAGGAAGCGAAAAUCUUCAAGCUCAUCCUCUUCAGAAGACGAAAAGCCAAAAAUGAAAAAGCCCGCAAUUUUUACGGUGUCUAUGAAUAAGAAAAGAUCAAAGAAGCAAGCAUCCUUAUUUAAAAACUCGUCGGAUUCGAGUUCAGAUGAAGAAUUUCCUGAGGCUAUUAAGUCCUCGAAGCAACUCUUCCCUGACAAAUCUAAGAAGAAAAAGAAGUCGUCUAGUUCGAGUUCGGAUAGCAGUGAUGAUAAUUUAAAGAAAUUUAAGACUAAAUCACCUCAGAAACCGAAAUCUUCUAAGUCAUUUGCGGAGUCCAGUGAUGAUGAUAGUGAUAGCAAAGAAGACGAGAGAUUGAAGAUGAAGAAAGCUCAUAAACAAGUUAUUAUAACAGGAAAGCCUCGAAAAUCGUUCAAUGACUCUGAUUCUAGCAGCGACGAAAAUGAAAAACCGAAUAGAGAGCAAGAAACUCCAUCCAGAAAUUCGAAAAUUUUUAAGUCAUCUUUCAGUAAAGGACGAAAGCAGGAAUCGUCUGACUCUGAUUUAGAAAUCGUUCAAAAGAGUAAAGUUCAACAUUCAUCUUCAGCCAGUGGUAGCGAUAGCAGUGGUGACGAUAGAGGUGCUAGCUCAAAGAAGGUUUCCAAGGUUGUUACAAAACUCGAGAAUAUUUCGAAAUCGUCUUCGACAAGUCCCAAAAAGAAGGUGUCACCCAUAAAGUCAAAAAAAGAGGAGGAAACAUCUUCAGAUUCAGAAUCCGAUGAGAAAUCGGUCAAUAAGUCUAAAUUGACAACACCAGACGAAGUAUCCGAUUCCCCUGAUUCUUCCGAGGAGGAAAAACAUGUAUCUUUUCUUGAAACGAAAGAAAUGAAAGAGAAAAGUAUGCCAGCUAAAAAAGAGACUAAAGAAAAGAAAGCCAGUCCGAAGAAAUUGAAAGAUAGUAACUUCAAUUCACCUAAAGUAAAACCGAAAUCAACGGGAUCGGGUACACCAGAUAUUUCCAAAAAGAAAAUGAUUGCUCUACAAAAACAAACAAUGCACUUCUAUGAAGAGGAUAAACCUAUGGCUGUUGCGGAAGAUGUUCACUUUUCUGAAGUUAUGAAGCCAACAGCCAGCUCAGGAAAAACUUUGCUAUGUAUAAGUCUUCCCAAAGGAUUUGAUGUUCGCGUUCUCAAUGGUCAAACUUUACAUCUUCCUGGCAGAGACGUUAUUGAUGAGAAAAAGCAUACAACGAAAAAAUUACCAGGAAGUAAUUGGCAGUUCGAUGUCAUACCUCUAAAGCCCACGGAAGCUCCAAAUGUUUUAGUGAAAAAUAAGAAAGAUCCCGGAUUUACUAUAACACCCCCUAUAAGUUAUUUAGUAGAUGUCCGUAAGAAACUCACUGAGAGAACUAAAACUACCGCAGAUAAACCGCAGCCCAAAAAGACCAAGAAAGAAGUUCCCAAAGAUUUGAAGAUGAGAAAUGUGGUCAACGAAAAGGAAAGCAAUAGUCCCAAAAAUAAAAGAGAUUUUGUGUCAUCAACCCCAAUAAAUGGAAAGGCUGCUAAUAAACCGGAUGAAGAAAUUUUGAAGCUGUCUUCUAUUGGCAAAAGCAAAAUAUCGUAUCCUUCUGAAGAUGAAGACGAAGUAAUCUCGAAAAAGGAGAAGAAAAAGAAGAAAAAAGCAAAGGAAAGCAUUUCCAGUAAUUAG
Molecule: messenger RNA, 2119 nt
Organism: Dimorphilus gyrociliatus
Lineage: Eukaryota; Metazoa; Annelida; Polychaeta; Dinophilidae
Source: the annotation of a GenBank genome assembly